Messenger RNA from Annulohypoxylon maeteangense, 1698 nucleotides. RefSeq names its product MFS general substrate transporter. Gene Ontology annotation, biological process: basic amino acid transport; transmembrane transport. Gene Ontology annotation, cellular component: fungal-type vacuole membrane. NCBI's taxonomy places the organism in Eukaryota, Fungi, Ascomycota, Sordariomycetes, Xylariales, Hypoxylaceae. Bases 1 to 1698 code for a protein of 565 amino acids. The record is from RefSeq and is a predicted model, not a curated record. Gene Ontology annotation, molecular function: basic amino acid transmembrane transporter activity. The transcript is spliced from 12 exons.
AUGGCCUCUUCUGCCGCUGUCGUUGCCGAACUGGAUGAUGAUGACCACCAUCACGACGAAGAUUUAGAGCAUCGACUUUCUGGCGACCGCUUAUUGGCAGACGAGGAACCCCUGGUUCUCGAUUCUGUAAUUUCUACAGACGUUUCGAGCCCGGUAAUGCGUCAUAAGAGGUGGUUGCUGUAUCUAGCGGCGGCAAGCUCGCUAUUGUGCAUGUUCACCAUCAACUUUGAUCUGCUAUUUCUCUCGACCAACUACAGCAAGAGAAUCGCUUCCGACCUCCAUCAAUUAAGCAACGCGGUCUGGAUCAUUCUGGUUGGAUCCAUUACUGAGACUGCUUCUCAGCCCGUCUACGCAUAUCUCAGUAAUAACCAAGGGCGUAAGAGGGCUUUCCUCCUUGCUGCAAGUCUAACGGCGAUCGGUUUCUUGCUAUGUUCUCUCAGUACGCGACUGUUACACUUAGUUCUAUCUCGCUUUGUCGUCGGUUCCGGAUGUGCUGGAGUAUCUCUCGUAGUAACUAUCAUAAUAAAUGACAAUGUUCCGUUGAAAGAUUUCGCCCUUUGGCGAAGUCUACUCAUUUUUGUUCAGAUGGCUGGCGACGUUUCGGGGGGGCCUUUGGGAUCUGCUAUUGCUGAUGCAUCCAGUUGGCAAGCGGUAUACGGAAUAGAGACGAUAGUGAUGUUAUGCGGCCUUGUCGGGACAUCUUUCUCUCUCGCAGGCUCUCGAAAUCAGAGUAGAGACUCCCCGAAGCCUCGACUCGACCUUUUACAGACACUCCUUCUAUUCGUCACGAUUGCAUUACCCCUAUUCGCUCUCAACCUUGGCGGAGAUAUACUUCCAUGGAGUCACCCUGUCGUAAUAGUGCUGUUUUCUUGCACCCCGGUGGCGCUCGGUGGAUUAAUAUUAGUAACCAUAAAUCGUUCAGAAAAUUCCUCCAUGAUUAAGAAGUUGCUUGACCGUUCCGCUAUCUUAGCUCUUUUUACUACUACUUUCUUCGUUGUGUACGCCUUCAACUCGCUCACUUAUAACAUGGCCGUAUACAUCGAAGCUCGAUCAUUCAACAACCCAUCUACGUUUGGCGACUGGGCACUGUCGUGUAUAUUCCUUUCGCGCCCUUUCGGAACGUUUCUGGCCGGCUUGAUUAUCAAAAGGUACCGAAGCCCCUGGAUUUUACUUCGGUGGAACAUGAUAGUGUGGUUUUUCCUAUACAUAUUAGCUACAUCUGGGACUAUGCCCCUCGAGAACCCUGCAACGGCGCCGUGUCUGUUACUUAUCGGAUUAAGCCUCGGGGUAUUCGAAAGCUCCCUUAUUGUGUCCUUGUUUGGCACUGUACAGAAGAAAGAACAAGCAUCGUUCCUAGCCGCCUUUAAUGUGGUUGUCGCAUUCGCUGGUGAUGUUGGUGUUGGGGUUUCCUUGGCCUUGACACAAAACUUUCUCAGGCGAGGCCUGCAUCGCGCAUUAGUUGGCAUGCCAAACGCUGAAGAGGUUAUAUCCAAAGCUUUGGAAAGCCUGGAUUCAAUCCGCAACAUACCCCUUGACGAGCAAAGUAAGAUCAUCGAAGUAUACAAGAAUUCGAUUGAAAAAGUCUGGGCGAUAUCUUGUGUAACACUCCUUAUCGGCAUAGUGGCGACGAUGUCACAGCGAGCAGUAUAUCGAGAUGAGAGCGAACCUGGAAGAAACGACCACGUCCACGCGGGAUAA